Molecule: messenger RNA, 597 nt
Organism: Cladophialophora bantiana CBS 173.52
Lineage: Eukaryota; Fungi; Ascomycota; Eurotiomycetes; Chaetothyriales; Herpotrichiellaceae
Exons: 1
Coding region: 1-597 (198 amino acids)
Source: RefSeq, a predicted model, not a curated record
AUGACGGCUCUUGUCAUUCGAUUUGCUGUGUUCGCGCAGGCAGCACUAUGCACCUCUAUUCUCGCAAAUCUAGCAUUGCAAAAAUCUCAUGUUACACUGCCGAACUUUGUGUCGAUGGCUCUUUUGCAGUAUCAGAACAAUGGACCACACCAACUUGUCGUGGAUUUUUUUGAUUCCUGCAAGAGGGGGAAGGCUGUGAUCGUCGGGCUUCUAGCAGUAUUUCUCCUGUUAACGAUCAGUGUUAUGCAAUUCACAACAAUUCUGUUAUCUGACUUGCAAAUCAGCCCGAGAGCAGGCUUGGUGCGGAACACGUCAAUUCCAUCCACUCUGGACUGGGAUGCUGGUAUCUCUUCUCAAGCAACUUGGUUCGGAGAAGGGUACAUGCUCCUGCCGCCAGCCCGGUAUCCCGCUUUCGCCGAAUACUCGGAAGUUGGGGAGGUUCGUAAAGCGAUUGAAGUUGUGUGCGAUACGGAGGUUGUAAUGCGGGCGUUCAUUGCGAUAUUGCAAAAGAGCUCGCAGGAGAUGCUGCAGAGUGACGAGGGUAAAGCCACUGUUCUGGACUCUCGUGUCGUCUGUGGACACCCUGUAGUCAAAUAA